ACAUACAUAUAAGAAUUUUAAUAUAUCAGAUGACUACAUGUAAUGUGAAAGGGAGUGACCUACUGAGAAUUAUCACCUCAUUCCCUCAGCUCCACGGUGUUUCAGUGUCUUUCAGCUCAUCAUUCUGGUUGUCCAACCUACAACUCAAUGCUUGCUCUACACAAAGACACCCAUUGAUGACGCAGAGUCGCAGUGCUGCAAAAUCUCACAGACAGCAACGUCCAAUUCAAAUACCAGGAUUUGUCCAACGGAGAGAACAAACAUCUGAGCCACCAGGCCACAGAAGUAACAAAGGCCCAUCACUACCAUGAAGUUAUCUUUUGUUCUGGUUUUUGCAUUCACCCUUCCAUUCAUCGGGGCUCAGGUGCCCCACUGGGGACCCUGUCCCGAGCCCUCCGUUCAAUCAGCCUUCAGUCUUAAGCAGUUCAUGGGGAGAUGGUUUGAAAUUGCCAAACUGCCGGCCCAGUUUGAGAAGGGACGGUGCAUCGAAACCAAUUUCACUAUGAGGACAGACAACUCCAUUCGAGUGGUCAGCUCCGAAAUACUAAAAGGUGAGCUGAGGAAAAUCGAAGGGACUGGAGUCAUAGAGGAUCUGAAGAAUCCCGCCAAGCUGGGAAUAAGUUAUUCCUACGUCCUGCCCUACUCCCCUUACUGGAUCCUGUCCACCGACUACGUGAACACGGCCCUGGUCUAUUCCUGCACGGACGUCCUGAGGCUCUUCCACGUUGACUUCGCCUGGAUCCUGGGCCGAACACGAACCCUGCCGGACUCCACUGUGGAGAAAGCAAAGGAGAUCUUUGCCAACAACAACAUCGACGUGAGCAGGAUGAUUGCCAGCAGGCAGCAAGGCUGCGACAAAAUUCUCUGAGCACCAACAGAAAUUCACCACCUGAUGGUCCUAUUACCAACAGGAGGGAAAACUGAAAAAUGUUUGACUAAUAUUUUAUGG
Molecule: messenger RNA, 949 nt
Organism: Scatophagus argus
Lineage: Eukaryota; Metazoa; Chordata; Actinopteri; Scatophagidae
Gene: apoda.1
Product: apolipoprotein Da, duplicate 1
Exons: 6
Coding region: 308-868 (186 amino acids)
Biological process (GO): lipid transport; tissue regeneration; brain development
Molecular function (GO): lipid binding
Source: RefSeq, a predicted model, not a curated record